AUGGCCGGGCGGCCGUAUGCGCCUGAAGCUUCCGACAAACCAAACGCCCUGCUGGACAUAGAGGCUUCUCAAUCAUAUUACAAUUCCGGGCAGAGACCGCCGGUCGACGACUCUCAGCUGCUAAGAACGUUUAAUAUUGACGACUCCGACGAACCCCAACCGAGACCUUCCACGAGUUACGAUGACUUUGUUGGCGGAAGGAAUCCCAACGGGGCGCCGGGUAACGCGCAGCAAGCAUCGGCUGCUGGAUCCUCUGGUCGCCCGUUCACAGCUCCUUAUAUGACCGAACAAACGAGGAAUUACUCACAAACCUCGGAUCUACACAAUUACUCCAAGUACGGCGACGAUUUUGGCGACGAGGACUCUGGAUACAAAUACUACGAUGGUGGAGGGCAGGCUUUGGAUGAAAAUAUACCAGGCGGGGGAGUUAAAGUGGUCGGGAGACAUCAUGCACACAACCGGAGCAGUCUCAUGUCGAUGGGCGGCCUCGUGGAUAGAGCCAAGGGCAUGGUUGGUCUACGAGACAGCAACUACUCUGAUAUGGCGCUACCUUUGACGGAACAAGGCAUGCAGCACUCGAGGGUUGAUACUGCUGGCACAGAAGACGAUCAUUCGACCAGAGGAAAAAGAAGUUUUCCCACACUGGAUGACCUCAAGUCCAUCUUUGAGCGUAAAAAGGUUGACCCUGCUACUCUUGGGCCACGAAUCAUCCACCUCAACAAUACUCAGGCGAACGCAGCAAACGGCUGGGUGGACAACCACAUCUCAACUGCCAAGUACAACAUUGUGACAUUUUUGCCCAAAUUCCUAUUUGAGCAAUUCUCAAAGUACGCCAACUUGUUCUUCUUGUUCACCGCCAUCCUCCAACAGAUACCCAAUGUGUCGCCCUUGAGCAGGUAUACGACAAUUGUGCCGUUGGGAAUUGUCCUCGCUGUCUCUGCCAUCAAGGAGCUUGUUGAGGAUCACAAGAGGAAGGCUGCCGACAAAUCACUUAAUGACUCCAGGGCGAGAGUGCUUCGGGGGUCGGAUUUUGUCGACACGAAAUGGAUCAAUGUCGCCAUCGGUGACAUUGUUCGAGUUGAAUCUGAAGAGCCUUUCCCCGCUGAUUUGGUUCUACUGGCAAGUUCCGAACCAGAGGGAUUAUGCUACAUUGAGACUGCCAAUCUGGAUGGUGAAACGAAUCUCAAGAUCAAGCAGGCCAUUCCAGAGACGGCUCACUUGAUCAGCCCCGCUGAACUGGGAAGAUUAACUGGACGCCUGAAGUCGGAACAGCCGAACAGCAGUCUAUACACAUAUGAAGCAACCGUCACCAUGACCGGUACUGGUGGGGAGAAAGAGUUCCCACUUGCUCCGGAUCAACUACUGCUUCGUGGAGCUACACUUAGAAACACUCCAUGGGUGCACGCGGUGGUCGUUUUCACGGGCCACGAAACAAAGCUGAUGCGAAAUGCGACCGCAACACCUAUCAAGCGCACAGACGUCGAGCGCAUGCUGAACAAGCAAAUUCUCAUGCUUGUAGCCCUUCUCCUCGUUCUGAGUGCGAUCAGUACCAUCGGAGAUAUCAUCGUGAGAUCAACCGCUGGACAAAAGCUGACCUACCUCUACUAUGGAAGUUUCAAUGCGGCUUCGCAGUUCUUCUUGGAUAUAUUCACCUACUGGGUCUUAUAUUCAAAUUUGGUCCCGCUGUCGCUCUUCGUCACCAUCGAGCUCGUCAAAUACUAUCAAGCCUUCUUGAUCAACGCCGACCUGGAUAUAUACUACCCGGAUACCGAUACUCCUGCUGUUUGUCGGACAUCGUCACUUGUCGAAGAGCUUGGACAAAUUGAAUAUGUAUUCUCGGACAAGACCGGUACGCUGACUUGCAACAUGAUGGAGUUCCGACAGUGCUCAAUCGGUGGCUUUCGAUAUGCUGGGGUGGUUCCCGAGGAUCUCCGAGCAGAGAGCCCAGAUGAUACCAAUGGUGUCCAUGACUUCAAUCGUCUCCGGGAGAAUUUGAAGUCACAUCCAUCUAGUGGAGCUAUCCAUCAUUUUUUGACGCUUCUUGCAGUCUGUCAUACCGUCAUUCCAGAGCGUAAGGACGAGAAGUCUGAUAUCAAAUAUCAAGCAGCAUCUCCAGAUGAGGGCGCCUUAGUUGAAGGUGCAGUCACCCUUGGCUACAAGUUUGUCGACCGAAAGCCUCGGUCUGUGUUUGUUGAAGUGGAAGGACAAGAAGUGGAGUACGAACUGCUUGCUGUGUGCGAGUUCAAUUCCACUCGUAAACGUAUGUCGACUAUCUUCCGAUGUCCUGACGGCAAGAUCAGGGUCUACUGCAAAGGCGCAGACACGGUGAUCUUGGAACGAUUGCAGAAAGAAAACCCGAUCGUCGAUGUUACUUUGCAACAUUUGGAAGAUUACGCCACAGAAGGUCUCCGGACUCUUUGUCUUGCUAUGCGUGAGGUUCCCGAGCAGGAAUACUUAGAAUGGCGCCAGGUCUUUGACAGGGCCGCAACCACAGUUGGUGGGAACCGUGCUGAGGAGCUUGACAAAGCCGCUGAGAUCAUCGAGCACGACUUCCUUCUCCUCGGGGCGACAGCAAUAGAGGAUCGUCUCCAAGACGGGGUACCUGAUACAAUCCAUACUCUGCAGCAGGCAGGCAUCAAGGUGUGGGUGCUCACGGGCGACAGGCAAGAGACCGCCAUCAACAUCGGAAUGAGCUGUAAACUGAUCAGCGAGGAUAUGACCUUGCUGAUUGUGAAUGAAGACAACGCUGCAAGUACCCGGGACAAUCUACAAAAGAAAUAUGAUGCCAUCCGGAAUCAAGCCGCAUCCGGUGAACAAGACACACUUGCACUGGUCAUCGAUGGAAAGUCCUUGACAUAUGCUCUCGAGAAGGAUAUGGAGAAGUUGUUCCUGGACCUGGCGGUCAUGUGUAAGGCGGUCAUAUGUUGCAGAGUGUCGCCGUUGCAAAAGGCCCUCGUGGUCAAACUUGUGAAACGCCACCUGAAAGCCUUGCUUCUCGCGAUUGGUGACGGAGCCAACGAUGUUUCCAUGAUCCAGGCAGCACAUGUUGGAGUCGGCAUCAGCGGCGUCGAAGGCCUCCAAGCGGCUCGGAGUGCCGACGUGGCCAUCGGACAGUUUCGAUACCUCAAGAAACUCCUCUUGGUACACGGAGCCUGGAGUUAUCAGCGUAUCAGUAAGGUCAUCCUAUACUCGUUCUACAAGAACAUUGCGAUGUUUAUGACACAGUUUUGGUACUCUUUCCAAAAUGCCUUCUCGGGCCAAACCAUCUACGAGUCUUGGACGUUAUCAUUCUACAACGUCCUGUUUACUGUGUUGCCGCCGUUCGCCAUGGGCGUCUUUGACCAAUUCAUCUCGGCACGCAUGCUGGACCGCUACCCUCAGCUUUAUCAACUCACUCAAAAGGGCACCUUUUACCGCAUGCACUCGUUUUGGUCGUGGAUAGCCAAUGGUUUCUACCACUCCAUCCUGGCCUACAUCUUUUCGUCUUACUUCUUCAAGGACGAUCUGAUUCUUUCCAACGGCAAGAUUGGUGGGCACUGGCUCUGGGGAACAUCCACCUACACCGCAAUCUUGCUGGUGGUACUCGGAAAAGCGGCAUUGAUCACGAACAUCUGGACAAAGUACACCGUCAUUGCAAUCCCCGGAUCAUUCAUCAUCUGGCUCGCCUUCAUCCCCGCGUACUCUUACGCGGCGCCGAACAUCGGAUCGGGCUUCUCGACGGAACUCCGGGGCAUCAUCCCCGUCAUGUUCAGCUCACCUGCGUUUUACGCGCUGUGUCUGAUCCUGCCGCCGGCCUGUCUGCUCCGGGAUUUUGCGUGGAAAUACGCCAAGCGCAUGUACUUGCCCCAGGCGUACCAUCAUAUCCAGGAGAUCCAGAAAUACAACGUGCAGGAUUACCGACCGCGCAUGGAACAGUUCCAGAAGGCGGUGCGCAAGGUCAGACAGGUGCAGCGCAUGAGGAAGCAGAGAGGCUACGCCUUUUCGGCAGGAGACGAAGGUGGGCAGCAGAUGAGAGUGCUCAACGCUUACGACACGACGAGGCAACGAGGUCAAUAUGGUGAACUAAUCAGUGGGAGAGGCAGGUAA
Molecule: messenger RNA, 4086 nt
Organism: Exophiala spinifera
Lineage: Eukaryota; Fungi; Ascomycota; Eurotiomycetes; Chaetothyriales; Herpotrichiellaceae
Exons: 2
Coding region: 1-4086 (1361 amino acids)
Biological process (GO): intracellular protein transport; endocytic recycling; post-Golgi vesicle-mediated transport
Cellular component (GO): plasma membrane
Molecular function (GO): ATPase-coupled intramembrane lipid carrier activity; ATP hydrolysis activity; ATP binding
Source: RefSeq, a predicted model, not a curated record